Molecule: messenger RNA, 1439 nt
Organism: Schizophyllum commune H4-8
Lineage: Eukaryota; Fungi; Basidiomycota; Agaricomycetes; Agaricales; Schizophyllaceae
Exons: 1
Coding region: 404-1318 (304 amino acids)
Source: RefSeq, a predicted model, not a curated record
CCCGAGGAUCUCCUCGCUGGGCCCGCUAGGCUAUUCCAUCUGGUGACGAGAGUGGUCUUCUUUCCCGUGCCCCUACAGACCAUCUCACCUGCGUUUCUCCGCGUCGAGCUUCGUUCUCCGCGUCCGAGCCUGCCCGUGCCUCGAGGCCUGCGCACACGUUUUUCUGCGUUCGAGCAUUGCGCUCCGCGUUUUCCGAGUCUAUCCGAGCCCCCUGUGUCCUAUCGAGCCUUUCUGCUUUGUGUUGCAUUUGUGUCUUUCUGCGUCAUCUUGCGUUGCGUUUGCGUCCAUCUGCGUGGCCAUCGUUGCGUAUAUUCCCAGCGAGUUCUAUCGAGCCUUGCGCGUCUUCCCGCGCCUGCCACACCUCUUCACAUCACGCCUUGCGACGAGCCUCGCCGACUUCGCCAUGCCUCGCACGUUUACGCUGCCGGACGGACGGCAAUUUACAUCAAAAAUCGAAAUCCCACAGAAGUUCUCCGAUGCACUGAACAUAUAUCGCUCUUUACACGAUCAUAACCCCGUUGUUGCUGAGACCGCCCUCUGGACCAAUCUCCUCGCGCUUUUUCAAGAUCACCUCUCAGCACAGGGUACACCGACGAAUGCUGCACUCGAGACCCAAUACAAGGCAGGGCGCAUCGCUGGUGCAGAGGCCGAGCGCGGGACCUGGGAGUCGGAAGGACAUGCACGCGCUGCCGAGUACGGUCGUUGCCGCGACUACGACGUGGGAUACUGCGCAGGCUACGACGCAGGUCAUCGCUCUGGGAAGGCGCUCGGCGUGCAAACAUGCGGUGUUCUCUGGAACAUGAUGCGAGCACGCGUCCUGGUCCCGUGCGCGGACCAACCCCACGUCGACGUCGCACCUGCUCGCAUAGAGUCUGCCGUGCAGACUUCGCCCCACGAGGAGCCCUCUACCACGUCCGGCGUUAGUUUCAAUGGCGUAGACUGGGCCUCCGAUGCGGAUGCACAUCUCCCCGUCAUCCCGCCACCUCCUCGAGAUCUUUCGUGCUUGUCGAGCGGCACCUCCCGACCAUUCGCAUCGCUCAACCGCCGCCGACGCGGUGCUCAGGCUCGUUCGCGCCCACGUCGCCGACACGCAGGAGCCGCUUCGCGCCGCUGGCCGGAGUCGCGGUUGCCACAAAUAGGUGGAACUUCGUUGGAUUGGGUACACGACCCAAGGUUGCAGGACUUAUCGCGCGCUCUUCAUGCGCUGGGCUGGGUCAGGAGUAGCUUGACGUCGGGUUCUUGCUGGUCAGGGUUUGCUGGCGACGAGGGCGUCGCCACGCGUGAGGGGGGAACAUGGAACCGGGAUACCGGGACGUAGUCCCGGUUCCGACGCCUACAUAGCGCUUAGACACACGUGUAUCCCUAGCAUUAUCCAGCUCUGUGCCACCACCAGGCCGUCGCCCCGAGGAUCUCCUCGCUGGGCCCGCUAGGCUAUUCCA